AUGACGGACCGUCAUCGCUAUCCGUCCUCGGGACGAGCGGCCACCUUCGCCAACCAUGCGAGAACUUCUCUGCCAUCAAGCAUUGGCUACACUUCUUUGUAUGCUGGUGACAUGCACGUCAUGCCGACCUCGACCCGACAGCAGCCCAUUUCGACAACACCACGAGGAUAUGUUACAACUACUUCUACAACACCAACCCCGAACACCACCACCCGGACGUACGCCGUUACUCAGGACCCUCGUUCACACAGACCGACUACACGGGAUGUCACACGCUCCCAGCGGUCCUCCACACUAGAUUCUACCAGUCGACCCCCAGUAAUUGUCAUGACCACCCAGAAGGACCGCGCCAACGGUACGAGUUCUCAUUCUUCUAAUGCUCGCCCCGGAAGUCCCUUGAGGGAUGACUACCGUUCGAGCGAUGGGCAGUUUUAUACACAACCUGCCUCAUCUAUACGUUCACGCAGCACAGCCCGCUCCUAUGCCGAUCAGCCAGGAAACGACGCUUAUGCUCGCAGCAGCAGAGACCGUAGCAACAGCUUGGUACGCGACGACCCCUACCGCAACAGUCGCCAUUCUGCUAUAUACCAGAACAAUCCCCGCCAGAGCUCUAGCAACAUCGACUAUGGGGACGAUGGUUAUCAGUACACUAAUGCCGGUGAACUGGUUCGCUACGAUCUCGAUCAUUCAGGCCCUGCGAGGACUCGCAGACGUGAGAGUUUCGACCGUGGCUACUACCGCCCGAAUGUCAACUACAAUGCUGAUCAGCGAACGUUCAACGUGGAUACCAGCCCAGACUUGAGUCGCAACUACAUAACUACAAGCACAACUAGCGUCCCAAACAAUCGGCAAUACGAUAACCGGGGUGGUCCUCCACCAAGUACACGAGGGUUUGACAAGAUUCGAGGGUACGAAAGCCCACGGGAUUUUGCUCCAAUGCCCUCCAAGACCCCCGAACCGACAGUGGUAAAACAGGAAACUCCCCUUGUUGCGACUACGGAAAUCACAAGACGACCUCGGCCAGUGUCGUUGUAUCAAGAGGGGCCACCCCGUUCUUCGCAUCACGAUGAUUACUAUCGGAGCCGGGAAGACGAAAGAAAAAUGCGAGAAUUUCGUGAUCAGCCAGAAUCUGAGCAUACUUAUGAGCCUGAGCGCGCAUACGAGGCACCAUACUUCCAAGAUGACAGGGUUACUUCCCGUGGCUUCGGCAUCCGAACUGACACUGCUGACGAGCACGAUGAUCGCCGUGAACGUCGCCCGGAACAACCGAAAAAGCGAUCAGAUGAAGACUUGCCACGUGAUGCUGAUUAUGAGCGCGAUGAUCGACGCCGAGGCCGGCUUGAUUCCAAAGACACUCGCCGUGAGAGACGUGAGAGUAAGAAAGGGAGCGAUGAUGACGAGAAGGAGCGUACUCGGUUCCGUGACAAGGUGGCUACUGGCCUGGGUAUUGCUGCGACUGCUGUAGGCCUUGUGCCUGCCGUCAAAGACGACGACAAACGCGACAAAGAUCCCGGCAAACGUAAAGGCUCUGAUGACGAACGCGAACGUGAACGUGAAAGAGACCGAGAUCGUGACAGGCGGCGAGAUUCCAUGAAAAGUGAACGCCCAAGAAUCUUGGAGCGAGAUGUAUCGCGACAGCGUGAUCAAUCAAGGCAGCGUGACCAGGAUCGUGAUUCCAGAGAGACCAGUCGUCGAAACGGGGAGUCCCGUAAGAGCACUGAAGCCGUCAUCUCGUCAUCUGAUUCGGACGAAGCCAAAAAGUCCACUCGGAGACGUCGCGAUUCAAAUGCCUUCAAUCCGAAUGAUACUUCUGAACUGCGGCAUCUCAAGGACCAACUGGCAGCCUUGAAGACCACUGACAAAGAAAAGGAGAAGGAAAUCCCGGUCGUGGUCGAAAAUAAGUCACAGUCCUCUUCACCUGCUCGAGAAACAAGAACAGCAACAGAAGCUCGUCCAUUCAAAGACUCCCGGUCACCACCCGAUUCCAAGCCAUCUGGUCACCCUGAAGAAGAACCCCGUGGCCGCGAAUCCCAGCAGACCCUUCCGGACGACAAACAAGUCCGUGUAGUAUCGCCGCCUCGCGAUAAAAAGGAUGAGAAGCCUCUCAAGGGUAUUUUGAAGCAGCCAAAGGUUAGCUUCCCAGAGGAGCCGAAUCCCAUUCGUGAAGGGGUUGCACCUCACAAGGAAGACAAGAAAGCCAGAGAAGCACCUGCAGGGGCAAAAUGGACCAAGAUCAGCCGCAAGGUUGUUAACCCUGAGGCUUUGACCAUUGGCAAAGAGAGGUUCGAGGUCAGAGAUGACUUUGUCAUAGUACUACGAGUACUUAGCAAAGAGGAAAUUCAGGCAUAUGCCUCAGCCACACAAGUCUUGAGAGAGAGACGUCGCCGCGACGACGAUGGUGGUGAUACGGAUCGGGAUCGUGACCGCGACGAGGAUGACAGGAGAAGACAUCAUCGUCAUCGCCGCCAUCGAGACGAUGACUCUUCAGACUACGAAGACAAGGACCGUGACCGCGAUCGUGAACGACGCAGGCGUCACCGAGAUGAGGAAGAAUAUGACACCCGGUCAAGGGAUUUGGACCAUCAUCAUCACCACCAUCACCGAUCUCAGCGAGAACGUGAGCCCGUGCUUGAGGCUUAG
Messenger RNA from Fusarium fujikuroi IMI 58289, 2640 nucleotides. RefSeq lists its product as uncharacterized. NCBI's taxonomy places the organism in Eukaryota, Fungi, Ascomycota, Sordariomycetes, Hypocreales, Nectriaceae. The transcript is spliced from 2 exons. Bases 1 to 2640 code for a protein of 879 amino acids. The record is from RefSeq and is a predicted model, not a curated record.